This is a messenger RNA of Eptesicus fuscus (big brown bat), 1925 nucleotides long. RefSeq names its product A-kinase interacting protein 1 (gene AKIP1). NCBI's taxonomy places the organism in Eukaryota, Metazoa, Chordata, Mammalia, Chiroptera, Vespertilionidae. The transcript has 6 exons. The record is from RefSeq and is a predicted model, not a curated record. The coding region runs from base 40 to 678 and encodes 212 amino acids. Gene Ontology annotation, cellular component: nucleoplasm. Gene Ontology annotation, biological process: regulation of non-canonical NF-kappaB signal transduction.
CCCCGCCCGCCCAAGCGUGGAGCGCAUGCGCCUUGAGAGAUGGGCUGGGUAGACAUGGAGAACUAUUUGGCGGUCGCGGUGCUGAACGGGGUGGACCGGCGUUCCCUGCAGCGCUCGGCUAGGCUGGGUCAAGAAGUGCUGGAGCGGGCUAAGAGGAGGGCAGUGGACUGGCAUUCUCUGGAGCUUGCCAAAAGCAACGUGGGGGGCAUUUUCCCGGAGCGGCCCUACCGAGAAAGAUGGCCCGCGGCCGGCCCCCAGCGCCUUCUCCCAGGAGAGAGAGAAGAAAGAUGCCCAACUCUCAGUGCUUCUUUCCGAACGAUGGCUGAAUUCAUGGACUAUACUUCAAGUCAGUGUGGGAAAUAUUAUUCAUCUGUGCCAGAGGAAGGAGGGGCAACCCACGUCUAUCGUUAUCACAGAGGGAAGUCGCAGCUGCCCUUGUGUUCAGACCUCGGGAGUGGCCAGAGACAAGAAACGCCCCUUGGUUUUGGAGGCAUCUGUCCAGCCACAGAGUGUACACUAGAGGCACCCCAGCCUGCUGAGAACAUCUCUAAGGACCUCUACAUAGAAGUAUAUCCGGGGACCUAUUCUGUCACUGUGGGUGCAAAUGACUUAACCAAGAAGACUCAAGUGGUGGCUGUUGAUUCAGGACAAAGUGUGGACUUGGUUUUCCCCAUCUGAUGUGGACCAUCACAUUGCCUUUUUUAAGUAGCAAGGAGGAUAAAGCCACCAUAUGAUCCUGUUAAUAUUCAUACAUUAAUCCUGCUCUUAAGGUCGGCCUUCCUGAGACCUGGAACUUGCCUCUUUCAGUGCCUAUUUUAACCUCAGAAGUUUUUAACCUCUCACCCUCUUCUGCCUGAAAGUAAUAAUGAUGCCGUCUGAAUAGUUUUUACUGCUUGCUUUCCAAGUAAAGGAUAAUUAUGAUAAUAAAAGGAAAGAUUUGUAAAUAAAGAGAAUUCCUUUUUAUUGGUAUUAAGAGCAACAAAAUGUCAUUCCUGUACAAUUGUAGGCUUUAUAAGAAAAGGUGGCAGAGAGGCUGUGGAUACACUUGCCCAAAGCAGGCUGACCACGACCUGUGACUUCUGUGGAACAGCAUCCUCAGCGCUCAUCUCACCAGGCAGGGAGACCUGGCCGGGCGGCAGCACUCCUGUGGCUCUUACGACAGGUGCCUUCCUGCGCCCGUCGGCAGGGAAGUCUUAAAAGGGGUGAAGAUGCUGCUGCUUACGCCACUGUCAUUUGUGGCCUGCACUCUACCACUGAAGGCUUUGCAGCCACUUUGUAACUCUUCCUCAGGUAUUCACUCUCCUUUGCUUCCUAUAAGAGAAAGAAUCCUGAGGGUCGUAUGCUGGUGUAAUUUUAAGGAUCAAAAGUCACUGAUUUUAAAGAGUCACAGAUGUGUCCUUAACUUUUAAGCUACCACACCAACAGUAUUGUUGCACCUUUCAGUUUAGUUAUUCAUCUCAUUUUGAACAUGUCUUUCCUCAGGAAAAAAUGCCAGCAUUUUAUGUGAUGAAUUGAAAUUUUAAGUAGCGCUAUGUUAGCAAUCCUAGUGAGAAUCAGACUCCCGUGGACAUGGGGCCUAGGAAAGCAGACCCAUGCCCAUCACCAAAUAAGGGAUCAUUUAAAUGGAGAUCCUCGCACCCCCCAAGAAGUUUAUAAUGACCUUUGUAGGUUCUGUAAGCCUUUUGAAAUUAUAUGCAAAAUUCUGGGCGCCCUGGCCAGUGUGGCUUGGUUGAGUGUCGUCCCAUGCACUGAAAGGUUAAUGGUUCAAAUCCUGGUCAGGGCACAUACCCAGAUUGCAGGUUAAGUCCCUGGUUAGGAUGCAUACAGGAGGCAACCAAUUGAUAUUUCUCUCUCACAUCAAUGUUUCUCUUUCUCCCUCUCCCUCUCUCUCUCUAAGCUCAAUAAAAACAUUUUUUAUAAUUAUA